GCUCAGCCGUGUUUGGACCUCAAUUGGGCCUCUCCCUUCCUUAACCAAUCAGCUUGAGACCGAGAAAUGAGAAGACAGCUGAGAGAGAGAGAGAGAGCGCAGCACACUGUUAGGUAGCUCAGCUCUCGGCGACGGAGUAACGGCGGAGAGGCGUCGCACAGACGGUGUGUAGGAGAGACGACGGAGCUUAGCAUUUCAGAACUUCAGGUUUGCCUUCUCUUCCAUUUCCAUAUCCCAACAGUAUCAAUGCUGUCUCAUGAACAGGCAUUUAUUCUGUAUUGAGUUUUCAUGAGCUGAGUACGGCUGUGCGAGAGUCGAGAGGGGUUCUUGCUUUCCUCGUCGGUUUCUUCAUACUUAAAGCUCUGAUGGGGAUGGAAUUUUUUCUGUUCACUCUGUUUACUUUAGUUCUCUUGUAGUGUGAUCAGUGAUGUUAUCCCCCAGCUCUAGGGCUUGCCAUGAUCCAUUUUGCCCACUGGCGUGUGAAAAUGGUUCUGUUGUGUUCCAAAUAUGGGUUUUCUGAGAGCUGCAUUCAGAAAGCGAUGUUUCAGCAAGUUUGGUUUUUUCAGUUGCUUUUGUGUGCUCUUCUUGUUAGUCGGUUUGUUGCAGGGUAUUAUUAGCAAGAAUGAAUUGAGAACUAAAACUCUAUUAUCCCUCAAUUCUUUCUGUGGAAACUCUGCCUCAGUUUUUAGCUGAUUAAUGUGCAUGAAAAAUACUCCUAUGGUUUUGAAUUUAGGUCAGUUUCUCACAGUCCGAUGCUUACAAAUUGAAUUCCCUCGGAUUUGGAAUCAUGCUUCUAGGAGAUAUGAUCUUCUACUUCUGUCUCUAUUAUAUGACUUUAAUGGACAAUGGUUGUUGGUUUUUUAUCUGCAACAGGUUGAGAAAUAUGUAUCUCAAGGUGAAGUUGCCAUGGAAUGUUAUCAUAGCUCCAGAAAACCUUGAUAUCAAGGGACUGCUGCUUCAGAGGGCUAUCCUAUUAAAGGUUCUGGAAGAGUUUGCUAGCCGGCGAGCCCACAAGGACCUCGGCUACCACAUUGCAGUGACUACCCUGGAGAGCAUAGGGGACGGAAAAGUGAGGCAACACACAGGGGAGGUGAUGUUCCCUGUUGUGUUCAGUGCCAUCACCUUCAACAUCUUCCGGGGAGAGGUGCUGGAAGGCCAGGUCCACAAGGUGUUCAAGCAUGGCGUCUUCUUGCGAUGUGGGCCGAUGGAGCACAUCUACCUCUCGUGCACCAAAAUGCCGGGCUACCGGUAUGUGCCUGGAGAAAACCCGGAGUUCAUCAACGAGAAGAGUCCCCCGGUCGGGAAAGAUGAUAUGGUGAGGUUCAUGGUGAUGGGGACCAAGUGGCUGGAGGCCGACAGGGAGUUUCAGGCGUUGGCUAGCUUGGAGGGCGAUUUUCUAGGUCCCUUGCCAAGGCCAUAAAUCUAGAAGCUGAAAGUCUCUGUCAGAUGUGGAUGUCUGUUUAUCUGAUGUUGCAGCAUGUCUCUGUGAACAAUUACUCUUUUAAGUGUUAUAUGUGAGUGAGUAGUUAGAACUUGAAUCUCCAUGCAUCUGGAUAUCUGUUUAAGUUGGCCUUUGCUAGGACUUAACAGUAACUUGGUUGGAAAAGAUACUGUAUUUAGUUUCUAGUUAUAUGAUGUUUAUACAACACCUCCCUCGUUAUCCGUAUAUACGUUUGAAUCAUCUGAUAAAAAAACCUUUAGUUAGUAAAUCUGUUGGGAUGAC
This is a messenger RNA of Linum trigynum, 1723 nucleotides long. NCBI's taxonomy places the organism in Eukaryota, Viridiplantae, Streptophyta, Magnoliopsida, Malpighiales, Linaceae. The record is from the annotation of a GenBank genome assembly.